Molecule: messenger RNA, 20800 nt
Organism: Neodiprion fabricii
Lineage: Eukaryota; Metazoa; Arthropoda; Insecta; Hymenoptera; Diprionidae
Gene: tweek
Product: transmembrane protein KIAA1109
Exons: 51
Coding region: 237-15314 (5025 amino acids)
Biological process (GO): synaptic vesicle endocytosis
Source: RefSeq, a predicted model, not a curated record
UACUCAAUCUGAUGUUAGGCUACACGUAGUUCUUCAGAAUUGAAAUCAAUGGCGAUUUUAUCAAGUGACAGUUCUUCGGUACUGUCGAAAAAGCUGUUUUCAUCAGUUGCAAGAGACAAACGUUACAUUCGAAAUGUAAACAACUGACAAUUGAGUCAUGCAACUUACGUAUAAGAUAUUUUGGUAGAAAUAUGUAACGUUGCGAUACUUUUGGGGAGAAAAAUUACGUUACAACCAUGGCAGAUGCAGACAUUUAUGGUAGUACGACCCCAUCUCCGGGGCCGAGGAUCUACAACAUGCCAAUAAAUGAUCAAUUCAUUUGGUUACUCUGUUCAUUAGUUUCUGCUAUAUCCUGGAUUGUUUAUAUCGCCUAUUAUAACAGCAGAGUUAUUGGAUAUGUUCUUACUAGGUUGCUUAAUAGAUUUGUCAUCCGUGAUGGAUAUGUUAAAGUUGGAUCAUUUACUCUUAGUGCAUUGAGUGGGAAAAUAAUGUUCCGAGAUAUAGUUUACAUCACAAAUGAUUACAGCGUAAGAAUUCAAGAUGGAUGGCUUAUAUUUCGAUGGUGGAGAAGUUAUGUUCCAAAAGAUGUUUCUGAAGAUUUGUCACAUUCUGAUACUCGUCUAUCUGUUAUGUUGAAUGGUUUUGAAUUGCAUGUCUAUAAUCGUUGUGAGCUUUAUGCUCAACUCGAGAAACUAUUUGGAUUAACUCCCCAAGUCUAUCCUGACGAAGAAAAUCAUAAUGUAAAUAUCGACGAUAAUGAUAGAGAGUCUAUGAGCAAUGUAGCAAAUGAAGCCCGUCACCAAAUAAAUGCAAUGGAUGUCACCCGGCGGGUUAAUAAUAUCAGAAGACAGGAAGCUCAUGUAAUUGCUAGAACUUGGAGAGAUUUAAUUCCUGUCAUUAAGUUGGACGUUUGCACUGGAAGAGUAGUGUUUGGCAAUCGCUUAGUUCCUACAACUCUAUCCAUAACAGUUGAAGAAGCACAUUUCGUAUAUUCUACAAAGCCGGCUGCAUCUCGAUAUGAUCAUUUCAUGCAUUUCACCAAAUGCAAGGCUGAAAAUUUCAAAGUCAUUUUGGCUCCUAGUCCUAAAUAUACUGGAAUGGUGGAUGAGCCGCCGAGAUAUAUGGGUGAAGGAUUUGUUGUACUGAGUUCGAAUAAUAUGGAACUUUAUUAUUACAUGGAUGAGCCAGGUGUAGUUCCAGAGCAUCCAGAAAUGAUUAGGUUAGCAAAUGGGGACAUGGUUGAAGCGAUGCCUCCCAUUUGGGGAAUUGAUAUAAAGUGUGGCAAGGGUACAGACUUCAGUUACGGCCCAUGGGCUGAUAGACAAAGAGAACAUUUAUUUAGAUUUUUUUUCCCCAAUGAUUAUCAGCCAUUAAAAAUUACGAAAGCACCUGUUCCUGGCGAGAAAAGACAAGUUCAGUCGUUUGAUAUUCGUUUGUCAACCCUGAACGAAGCUACAGUCGAUAUAUUGUUCAGCAAGAACAAGGAAACCAAUGCAAUUCACAUAAACGUCGGCCCUGGAUCAUAUUUGGAAGUUACCAUGCCUUGGAUAGUGUUGCAAGAUGGUUAUACUACAAAAAUAACAGGACAGUUACUGCAUCUCGAGGCGACGACCAGUUUACAAUAUAGAAGCUUAGUUGAAAGUGAAACUUUGGAGUUUGGAAUAAAGUGUCAUUAUCCAAUAAGAUGGAACGAUCAUCAGGAAUGGGUACUAAAUCUUACUGGCUGCAAAGCAACUGCUAAUUUAGUUUAUUCACACAAAGAAUUCUUUCAAGACAUGAUUAAUGAUUGGGCCAGUAAAGCGAGGCCAGAUCUUUUACAUUUUGUACCAUAUACAUGGAAGUUUAGUUUACUAUUGAAAGAAUUUGAAUUAUUAACUAUAAGUAACGAGUACAAUUGGAUCGACUGUUCUUCUCAGAAUCAAGAAAAUGCGCACAUUGCAUUUUGUGGAGACUUGUUCGAUCUUUCGUUUGAUCUACCAUUCGUGGAUUUUCUCCCAGUAACAAUACCGCUGCGAUUUUGGAUACAAGGUGAAAGUGUAGACUUAUCUUUUUAUCUACCUGAAGUAAAUACAAAUCGGAACAUUCUAUUAGCCCUACAUAAAAAUGCAAAGAUUGUGGCAAGAGAUGGAUCGGUUCGUCAAUUAGCAGACUUGGAUAGAAAUAAGAAGUGGAGAAACGCAUGUCAGAAGGAAUUCGGUUGGGUAGAUUGCUGGUCUGUGCCUAUCGUUGCAUUAAGCAUCAAUUAUACGUAUCAUCCCUGCCCACCCUUGGGCCCAACUCCUCAGGCAAAUAUAACUACUCCAGAAAAAGAAGAAAUUUUAUUAUCGCCAAUGCGAAUUCCUAGAUGUAGAAAAUCUCCAGGACUUCAUUGGACACAGGAUGGCUCCCAAAGAUUUGAUCCACAAUCCCUUUCGCCAGACAAAGUUAGUCUAGAAUUGGAAAUAGGGCCAUCAGUUUUAAUUACAUAUGGUUCACUUAUCAAGAAUUUUGUACAUUUAAAAGAAAACAUAUUUGGGGACUAUCAAUCUUUUACUGAUAUGCAACAAAGUCGUAGCUCGUCUACAACUAUGAGUAAUGAGCGCACCAAAGAAAGAGAUGCUCAUAAUAAUAGUAUCGAGACGUCAGCAGAAGAUGAAGAGUCAAAAUCAAAACCCUUUGAUCCCAGAGAUUAUAGGCCUAUGGAAGUCACUGUGGGGAUCACAAUGCAUGAUAUUCAAGCUCAUCUUGUGAAGAACUGUAAUGAAAAUGAUCCUCCGUGUCCAGUUAUUCUGUUGGAGCGCUUUGGGUUCGAAAUGAAAAAAACCUACAAGGAAACAGAAUUGCAGUUAUUGCUCUCUCCAGCGAUUAUGUUAUUGACGGAUAACGUAAUAAGAUCUGGAAAGGAUAAACAUUUGAAUCAAGGACACCUUAUGCUGAGUGCAUUGCAAGUUAGAGGACACGCAAUGUUUAGUGACGAAGGAAGAAGCUUAGACCAAGAAACGUUAGAAUAUGCUUGGUUGAUAGAAGUUCAAUUAGGAAAAUUGAGUGGUAAAAUAAGUUCUCCGCAAUUACAUCAUCUUUUCACUACGUUGGAAACGUUUUUGUUAAUGGUGAAAAAUACAGAGAAUAAUUUGAAACCUCCUGGAACACCACAUUUCUGUCAUCACGGUCUACCUCCACUUCAAUGUGCCGACAGUGACCCAGAUAACCAUUACAGGUGUCCUACUUCAGAAGACAUAAAGUAUAGAAUGACAAGAGUAUCGUUAGAUGCCAUUGACUUAUAUCUGCAAGAAGCUGGAACAGCCAUUCAGAUUUGGAUGUCACCCAUUCGUGUAUCAACUUGUAAUCUUCAUGGCCAGCAAGUGAAGUCAGGUGUUACUGGAGUCUUACCUGCGAUACUAGUUCGCCAGUUUGUGUCAGCAGCUGAACAUUUUGCAAAUGCCACUAACACAAACACAACUGGAAGCGGUCGAUCACAUAAUAACACAAGCAGUCGUAUGUCAGGUGAUGGGUCCGAUAUUUGGCUUGAGGCGGGCUCAGUAUCUUUAGGUCCAGUUAUAAUAGAAGCAGCUAUUUCAUUGCCGACACCAGAACACAAUUUACAUUUGGUGCAGAAUAAAUAUUUAAAAAUACACGAUGAAAGAACGAAACGAUUGUGGUUUUUAUGGCCUGUAGAAAGUGGUGUAAAAGCAGCAAAAUGUGGGUGCAUCGGUGGCUGCGCAUUUUUUGGCAAUAAUAAAAAUGGCACAAGAUUUUUUAAACCGAGUUACCACGAUUUGCAGGAUGGUAUCAAUGUCGCUGCAUAUAGAAUUUAUGAAACUGGGAAAGAAAAGGGCUUUGGACAAUCUAUUUUGCACGAAGGCCAACUAGUGUUUCACACACCCCCCUACAGCCUGCAAGAUGUAUCAUUGCAAGAUGUUCAUUAUCCAAAUGCAAGUCUUAAAGUAACAGUUGUUCCUGACGAAGCUCAAAGUCCUAAAGCAGGGUUCGAGAGGUCAAGAUCAACAAUCGAUCAUAGUAAAAACUCGAGUAAGGAAGGAAACAGUAGUACUAAACUAAGUACAGCUUCGGUCAGCCCGUUGGUCGGCGUGGCAGAAAGGAAACCCCUAGGACGAAGAUUUUCUUACACAUCUAUGCGGGGAACGAACAUGAAUGAUGUUCCAUACGCUCGCCUAGUUGAUGCCAGUCCCACAGUGCAACUGCCGCAAAAGCUUGAUUCGGACUCUAAAUUAAAUACAGAACGAAGUAAAUCAAUACUAAAUGUUCCUGAAAUUGAAACUGCACCAAAAAGUAGUGCCUCAGAUUCAAAACUAGCUGUUGAUUACUUUCACACACCAGCCAGAGAGUGUUUGCAGCAAAGCAGUAGCCCACAAUCCCUACCAACUGUUCCAACGGAACAGACUCCACCAACUACACAAAAAUUAGUGAGCAAAAAAGAUGGUGUCAAUGUUUCGGAGUCUCACCAUUCACUAUGUGCAAGAUCGGAUUCUGAAGAACGUUUAAGACAAGAGGUACAGAGAACAAUAUCUAUGUCAUCUGAAAACCAUUCUGAAGCAUUUUACUCUGCGGAUGAAGACAUCAGUCAUGGCUUAGGUGGAAGCCGAACCUCCAGCCUUCGACAGUCUAUUGUUGGUUCUGGUACUGUCUUGAAUCAUAGUGAAACCAUGAAAAAGAAGUUUUCCUCAGAUUUGUCGAUAGUUGAAAGUUCUACAAACGCAAAUCGCACCGUAGUAGAAAAAGCGCAUACCUUAGAGAGAACUAAGACACAAAACUUGCACUCUAAGAAAAGUUCGAAGGUGAACAGAAAUGCUAGUUUCAGAAGUGUAGUCGAUACUAACGAAGCUGGCAUCUUAAUUGAUACAUCUGACAGUCAUUCUGUAUCCUCAACAAGUUUUAUAUCAGCUAUGUCAUCACAAGAGGACAUGACAUUGGUGAAUCUACACAUGCAAGUUAAUAAACCCAUUGUUGAUUCUCCACUGUUGAUGUCAAGCUAUGUUAGUCAUCUGACUCAGGUUCGGUGUUCAAACUGGGUCCAAUCAUCAUUACCUUGUAGUGGUGAUGCUUUCACCACGCCCUUAUUUCAACGGACUGAAGAUGGCAGAUUGGUAUACAUUGGUGGACGUUAUGUGCCGAAAUUCGAUGCAGUCACUGAAGGUUUCACAUCAUUGAAGAUGAUUACUAGAAUUGACGGAUCACCCAGAGCAAGUUCCUCUACCAAGACGCCAACGCAUCCUUAUAUUUGGGAUAGUUCGGCAUUGAUUCAGUCUGACGGUGAUAACAAUGAUACCGCACAUGAUGAAGAAGAAUUAUUGACUGUUCAGCACGAAACUGGUUCUCGUACAACUGUUAUUCUGAAACUUAAAGGUGAUAUUGAUAUUAUGUUGAGUCCAAUGGUAUUGGAAUCGUUACAGCGCUUUAUUGAUGCCAUAAUACCAACAUUGUCUACUUUGCAUCCAUUAACAAUCUUAAAUCACCUUCACAAUGAAUGUCUUGGGAGAGUUGAAGACGCCAAUAUUUUGAAACAGGAUCAGAGUUUAUCCUACUGGAGCCAAGUGCAAACUAGUUCCAAACGAUCAACUGCUGAAAGGAAUAUAAAAAACGGAAAUGUCCAAGUUGCAUUACAAACCAGUGUUUACGAAGAAAGUAUUACUACCCAAGUACAGGGUACUAUAAUUUUACCAAAGAUGAAUAUAACAUUGUUACAAGCAUCAGUUGUCGAAGAGAUUAUUUCAUUCUCUGCAUUGGAUAAUAUUCGAGACUUGACUUGCGUUUCAUUGUUUGCCAUUUGCUUUGACAAUGUUACGACGAGAUUUUAUAUUGGCAAACAAGCAAGAGAAGUAGUACAAACAUUUUAUAAGCCAGCAGUACAACCUAAUCAGAAGAAGGUGAAUAAAAUUAGUAAAGCCUUUUUACCUGCACAUCAAACUGCUGCCGUCACUGAGAUUAUUGGUGGAGAACCAGUUUAUAUUGAAACAUCAGAGAAACAACAAGAAGAAACUAUAGUCACUUUAAAUAUUGGAAAGGUUCAUACACAAUUACGUCGACUCCGAAAUGAAUCGUCAAUAUUGAAAGAUGCAGUAAUAACAGCUAUACCUGUACAUUACUCCAAAGUGUUGUUUACAUGUACACGGAUAACUUCGCCCUUAAAAUGUGUUGACUAUUACCUGCAUCAACCUGUUGAUGAAAAAGAUAAAUAUUGCAAACAAACCGGUCCAUCCCAGGCAACUGAAGAAUUCACAGUGGGCAGUGGAGAGGAUAAAUUAGGAUUUAUAAUGUUUGAAUGCGGGUUGGAAGGGAUUUCAUUGAAAUGUGUUAAGAGAUCACAAUUUGAGAAAGGUGACAAUGGGCACGAGGAUGAGAAAUCAGAAACGGAAAUUUUUUGUACAGAUAGCAUCAAAAGCCGUGAUGAACUAGAAAAUACCAUUGCUUCAACUUCGGCAACAGCAGAACCAGAUGUGGGUGCGACAAAUACUUCUAAUGCAACGCAAAUAAAUACCAGUGCUACAUGCACUAGCCUUGUCACCAAAGAGACUAAUGGCAAUACAAGCUCGUGCAUUAUAGAACUAAAAACGGUGUGGUUCAAUUUUGCUGCUCCACCAAGAACUCCGAUAACUAGAAAAAUCGAUUACACUAGAUUGGAUUGGAAUCUAUUGAGCACAGCAUCCCCAGCUAUAAAUGCCUGGAUGAAUCCCAGCAACAGAUUUGCCAUUAGAGUUGUACACAUGGUUAAAAGCAUGUAUCGAAGGUCUACUGCCAUCGUGGCCUGUCUCAUGGCUGAAGCAUUGGAUGUACAGGGUAUCCACAUGCCAACAAAAAGUCGAUAUGGAAGAUUAACACCACUAGCCAAAACUUUACAAGAAGAUCCAUCUUGUCAAUUAGGCAGUAUAUUACAAAAUUACGUUCUACUGUCCGAUCUUUCUACAAUUGAGGCAAACUUAAGAACAGCUGAUCUACCUCCACUGUCUACCCUCCGUCAGGGUGUUAUAGUGUUGAGCAGACAGUGGAAAAAUGUACUAUACACUCCUUUACUUUUGGAGCAUAACUACAAAAUGAAGCAUGUCAAGCCUCUGAACGUCACAUUUGCUGUACCCGAUCCUGAUGAGGAAAAUUUGCUGACGGAUGGGGAAGGUAGUGCAGGAGACGUUGACGAUCAGGAAGUGACAGAUGAGUGUGCAAUGCUGAUCCAUGCCGACCACAUACACAAACAUGUACAAAUCAAGAGCGGCCAAGAUAAAAGCCCAGGUAUGUGUGGCGAUGGUUUGACGGUUCCUGUAAGCUCUCCUCGGGGACGAGAUACCACUCCUUUGCCAACACCAGUUCCUGGUCCGGAUUCACUCACUUCUCCCUCUCCGCCAUUAGCUCCACCUAGGAGAGGGAGAUCAUUGCAACCUACACAAGUACCCGCGAGCACACGAGCAAGUAUUGUUUUUCCAUUACUUGCAAGUGGCGGGCUGUUCCAUCCGCCGCGUGAGACUAACAAUAUUAGUUACGGUGCAUUACGUGAAGAAAAGUCACCACAAAUUCAAGUUACCCAUUCUCAUCAACUCGGGUCAAACCCAAGUAUUUACUCCGGUGGCAUUGGUCAUGGAAGUCACCACAGUAUAGGAAGCUUAGAUCAAGUUACUUCACCUUCUGGUCAUAAUGCUAACAGACCUGUAAGUGCUGGAGAAGACCUGUACAGCUGGAUGGCUAAGCAACAAGAUUUUAUUAAAGAUAACGAGAAAGGAAAUCUCAAAGGAAAUUGGGUCUUUCGCACUGAGUCAAAAACUAUAAAGGACUCUAAAAUUAAUACAAUGACAACAGAAGAUACAGAAGAUUCAGACGUCCAUAGUGGAACGUAUCUUUAUCCAAUGAAAGAUUCACUUCGCCUCUUAGAUGCGCAUUUGAUUUUUGAACCACUCUUAUCAUCUCUGUCUGUCAUGCCCCAACAAAUGCUCUCAGCUAUUGGAUCUGGUAACACAAAUAAUGUUUCGUCUUUGGAGUCACUUGGAUCCAAUUUAUCGCUAGUGGGCAGCAUGGACACUAUGCGCAUUGACAUAGUUGUCAGUGAAUUCGGAAAAAUGUCAGAUAAAAAGAAAGGGAAUAAAAAUUCAGGCAAAAAAAUACCCGGUACAAAAUUCUAUCUUGACAUACCUCCAGAGACUCCUGCAUUCUUAUGCGAAAAAAUUGGCAUUGAUAUUGAUAUAAAGGAAAUGGCUGAUAUGACUGUCGACGAUAUGAUUCAGAAACAAAAUGUAUUAUAUAUCUCAAGAGGACAGCUGAAAAAACACACAAGCAAAGUAGUGAAUUUCAGUCUGAACAUUAGAUACAUUAGUCAGCAAGUUAACAUGCCGCUGUUAAGAUUGCUGCAUCAAAUCAGUAACAUGUACCAAAAUGUUAAAGAAACACAAAUGGAGUUGAAAGAGCAACAACCCGAAGCAAAGAGGAACGGUAAUGCAAACGUGAUAGACGGGGCACCGAAGAAUGGCUCUACUUCAACUUUCGAAUUACAAGAUCAAUUAUUAGUUCAAGGUAAAAAAACUGACGAAAAUUUACUUGGAAGUAAUCUGGAUACUACUGGUCAGCCUAAAGUGAUUUCUCCAUCAGCAAGUAUGAGGUCUCGUCCUCAAAGUUUUGCACAAAAACUGCGGAGCACUGGCAAAAGUGUGAAAGGCUAUAUCAAUUUGAGUGAGGGUGUAAUCACCCCUAAUUUUGGAGCCAGUCCGAGUGGAUCUGGCUUGGAUAAAUUCAGUGUUUUGUCAGAUAAAUGUAAAGAUACUUCAAACUUGACGCCAAAAUGUUGGAAGACCAUUUAUUACCUAUUGGAUUUGUACGCAACACGACCAGAAACCAAGACAAUCACACACAGGUUUUCUAUACCUGCUGAUACGUCGGAUAAUUCAAAGAGUGGCAGAAAGAUGGAUAAUUUGAAUGAAACAAAAGAUGCUGAUGUUGAAAAGGGACUGAGUCAAGACCCUAGCUCUACACCUGUUCCACCACCAAAAGAAUUGAAUCUCAUCACAGGUGAACGUACAAGAUUGAUAAUAUUUGGCGUAGCUAGAAUACAUAGGACCAGAUUGUUGGCCACUUUGAGCGGUCUGAAACUGGAAGCAGAAAUAACCAGUCUACAUGCAAGUUUAACACGUCGGAAAAAGUCUAGACCAGCUAGCUCAGAAUGUAGUUUAACUGGCCAAAUUGGUAGGACGAUGAUUGUAUUGUUAGAGGGAGUUGCUCCAAAUCAACAAACUGUGGUGAAAGUCACUGUUGGAAAAUCACAAGCAUUGUAUUCAAGUAUUACAAGACGACAAAAAGAUAAAAAUAGUGGAUUACUGACAGUUGGUGCCGUCAAUAUCGAUAUACCUCAACACCCUGUAGCGCUUCAUGGUAUGAUGACGAGAGGUAGUAAACAACUUUCAUCCACUCUACAGGAACUCAGAGUUACUAGAACCUCGUCCCGAAUGUCCCGAGGUCAGCAACCAGAAGAAACAGAUGGUGCGUCCGGUAGUCCUCAUCAUUAUCCACCAGCACCUCCGGUUGAUGUAGAAAAAUCACGUCCAGUAUCUAGUUUACUGGAGCCCAUUGUUAUGCAAUUCAAUAUAAUUCUGCAAAGCUUGAGCAUAACUGCGGCACUAUUGCCUUCUUUACAAGCUCAGUACAAAAUGGACCAAGUAAACAGUUCUGGGAUAACAGGAAGCAAGGCUAAAUUUACAAUAGACUUACCUCAUCACAGCCUCAGUUUUACAACAAAGCUACAGGUAACUGAGGCUAACCUUCCCUCUGAGGCAAGCAUCGAAUUACCCAAAGUUCAUGUAUCAGCGGAAUAUAUCCAAGAUGGAAGUAGCAAUUUGAACGAUAGUAAAAUUGCUGAUGGUGUUGUGUUAAGACAAGGCAGCUAUCUCAGUGCCACCGCAGAUAUUGGUAUAUUCGAGCAUUCUUUGACUACGGAUCUGUUGAAUCACUUAGUCUUUGUUCAAAAAGUCUUUAUGAAGGAAGUCAAUGAAGUGGUUCAAAAAGUUUACGGCGGUGAAAAGCCUGUUCCUAUCUGGCUGGAAGAUGAAGAACCGACGAGCACUAGUUUGAAGAGAAUCUUGUUCUCGUUGGUAAUUCGUAUAAAGCGCAUUCAACUUACAGCUACAACACCUACUAAUUCUGCAGUUCGUUUAGAAACUGGGGCUGUAGAAUUUCAAUUAUCGAAUAGAGUACAGAACGUCUCUGGGGCUACCCAGCCAAAUCCUUACAUGAAAUUGUUUGGCAAAGCACAGGUUGAUAUUAAUCUGAGUCUGGGUCAACUACUGAAGAAUGUCAUGUUUGAAGAGGCAGAACCAGAAUUUCAGCAGUUUGCGUUUUUCAAUACUAGAGUUGGCUUACGAAACGCAUUUCAAGAAGAAAUGGCCCAAGGAGAAGACAAGGAAGUGGUCUUAAUUACGCUAAAACGACCAUUGAUCUACAUUCAGCCAAUGGCAGUUGAUAAAGCGAUUCUUGUAUGGUUGAAUUAUAAAAAUGCUUAUGAAUAUUGGAACGAAAAACGUGCGAAUUUGAAUAAAGAGGUGCUAACAGCCACUCAGCAAGUUUUUGAAAAGGUGCCAUUUGGGCAAUUGACGAGUCAAUUAAGUGCUCCUCAUUUAGGAACAUUGUUCUUACAACUCACUGUUGACGAUAUGGGAAUCUGUGUACCUUUAAAUUCACUUCCACCAAACAAUUGGGGUUUGAGUAGAGGCUUAUAUGAUGGAGAGUCGCGUGGAGCUGUUGUCGUAACACUCGAAAGUACAAGUAUUUCUGCAUGCAGUAGUGGCAGUCUUGUCAGCAAAGGAAGGUUUGUUGGUUUAUGUUUGAGAUUUGCUGAAGAUUUUGAGACUUCUUUGGAUGAUUGGAAACCUGAUAUGACAGAUAGUAGCAUAAUGAAUUUAUGCGUAGUGUCAGAAGGAACAUACGAAGUAUGCAGUAGAACUGUGGCACAAAAACAAGAUAAGUCUGACAAUGCGAAGUGGCUACUGAAUGUUCAAUGGCAAAUGGAAGGUGUUGAUAUUCAUCUUGAUGUCAGCGUGGGGCAACAAUUAUCUGCAUUAGGUCAUACUUUGACAAUGUUGACUGGCUCGGAAGAGGACGAUAAUCAUAUAACUGUUGAUUAUGAUAGUGACGAUGCUGAUGAACAAGAGAACAGUACUAGCCAGGUUAAAAAAAAAGAAAGCAUUCUAAUGAAAAAAUCAAAGAAUUGGACCGACAAUCUACCAGCUUUCGUAUACGAUCCCUCUCUUGACGCGAAAAAACGCUCCAAGUUGAUAGAAAAAGAAAUGAACGAACAAGCCAAAAUAAUAAAUGAUCUACGGUCACUAGGUGCAUCCCACGGUACCAUUGAACAAGAAAUGAAAAGACUCAAGGAACUAGAAGUUAUGGUAUUUAAAGAUUUUCGAAGAGAUAUGAUACAAAAGUUGAGGAGACAGUCUGUGAAGGCAUCAGGAAUAAAAGGAAAGUUAGGUCUUGGUAGCAAAAGUAAUGCUUAUCGUUCUCGAUCAUUUAUUGUUCCAUCACCAACACCUGAGCAUCAACUUGAAAGCCCCGAAGACUUGAAUGCUGACGUGAACUCUGCUAACUCUGCAAGUUUUGAAAGCAGUCCAAGAAGUGGUCCAAGCCGAUCGGCAUCGCUGAGGGUUAGAGGUCUCAGUGGUCCAAGAGUUACCUUCAGUGAUACCCAUACAAUGUGCAGACAGUCGUCAUUACCAAGUGCCGGUUCUGAGUUGAGUUUACCAGAAGGAAAUUUAGAAUGGCCAGAUUCAAUUGAUAUUGAAGGGGAGCAAGUGGAAUUACGAAAGAAACACAGAGAUACAAGCUGUGCUUCUAGCUACGAUAGCAUGGAAGGAAGUGCACCGCUCCUUGAUUCAUAUGUGAGAGAACAAAUGUCAUCAACUUCCUCACCACAUAUUAUAUCCCAGAAACCUCAAGAACCGAACAUCGAUUUUGAACUUGAUGUAAAAGUGCUUAUCAACAGUGGAAAGUGUGUACUUCAUACCAAAGAUUCUGCUAGAGAAGAUGAAUUAAAGUUGCUAAGCAGAAUGAAGAAAGAGAGAUCCUGCUCUGGCGGAACCUUUGAAUUUCAGCCAAGCAGCCCUAGCAGUAGUAGACGGCAUCUUAAUAGUAAAGAAAAAUCAUCUGCAUCCAGUGCAUCAAGGCUCAGAUAUCUACAACACACCAAUGUUUCAUUAGUUGACCUGACUAUAUUCCAUAUACCCGGACUGGAUGUAAAGGUUCAUUAUGAAUCCAAAACACUUCUUGAAGAAUCAAUAUCCCCUCGAUUGUCAACGGAUAACAGCUUGUUGAAUCCGUUAUCGGCGACCACUCUUCGAAAAUCCGGUACUAAAAAAGCCAGCCUUUUUGCAUGGAUGACUCUUCAAAGUAUUCCAGAAGAAACAAUCAUUAGCCCGCAUAUACUUGAAUUUCUGGAGCAAACUUUAGAACCUAUACCAAGCAAAACAAGUUUUCAUACAGGUGGACAAACAAACACUGUAUUCACUACGGAAAAUACAGAAAGUUCUUCGUGGGCUGCAACAGCUGCAAGUGGAAACUAUGUUUAUGCAAGUUUCCCGGUUGAUGUUAUCGUUUACUUCCAUAUGCAACCCUCCACUUUUAGAUUUUCAUGCUUACCAGUAUCUCGUGUAGAAUGUAUGCUUCAAUUACCUUCUCUGGAUAUUGUGUUUUCCUCUAAACGAGCGGAAGAAGAGUUGACUGAAUUUAAAGAGUACAAAUCUCCGUCCACUCAACCAAUUGGCAAAGAGAGCGGCUCAGCAAUUGGCGGUUUGUCAGUAACUGGCUGUCUUGCAGAUUUUUCUGUUUAUAUAUUUCAUCCUUAUGGUGGCGGGAAAAAAUCCGCACUAAAAGAAGCUCAAUGGUCGCCAUUAUCGGACAGCGAACGAAAGGAUUCUUUGAGUAUCAAUGUUGAGUUUGUGAAGUUUCAUUUAUCCAGGAGUCGAAAAUUAAAUUUUCCGAAUGAACAGAUUAAAAAAGGCACAGACACCAGUAGGGCAGUCAUAAGGUUUUCAACCAUUGUUGACAUUGGAUCAGCUUCAUUCAAAUAUGACAUGCGUCGAUUGACAGAGAUUCUUGCCUUCCCUAAAGCGUGGUAUCGUCGUAGCAUUGUAAGGCGGCUCUUUCUUGGUGACCUGAGUACAGCCUCUGCAUAUUCUGAGGGUGACGACAGUCCCCCACUAAAUCAAGAAGAAGCUGUCAUGGGUAGCUCUUUAUUACGGCACUAUGACAGGCCUGCUGGAGAUACUUUGUCACGUUCAGCACCUGAAAGAAGCCCUACUUUGAAUAGAGAUAAAUUAAGACUGAGCUUAGAGGCUGACAUGCCUAAGCAAUCCAGAUUGAAAGAUAUUGGUAGAGGCUGGAGUUUCAAUUCAGAUAAACAGACACCGUCGGAAGUUAAAUUACGAGAAUCAGCCUGGGAGACUCUGGUUCUUUUUGCAGUUAAUUUUACUCGAUUAAAUGUUCAUAUGAAUAUGGGAAAUGUCAUGGGUAACGUGAUGUGGAUGACCAAAGAUUUUCGAAGCGAUGGAAGACUCUCUAUUGGUAGUAUUGGGCAUAAAAAUUUGUAUAUUGGUGUGGGAUUAGGAGGAUCAAGCUUAGAUGCAAAAGGUGGAAUUGUUGGUGGUACCAUUGAACUCAGUAAAAUUGACACUUACAUCCACAUUUGUGAAGAACCGGGCACAGAACCUGAUCAUACAGUCGGAUUGAAAUUAUUUGCUCUUGAAUUACGCUUAGACUACAUGGGGACCAGUGUAUUAAUGUCAAGAGUAUCGUCACUAGAUGUAACGCUCAGAGAUGAGUGGAAGAUUAAUAGAACAAACAGUGGAGAUGCUUUUAUGCCAACAAGACGGCCAGCCAUAAUUUUCAUGCACGGUGAUUUGGGUUGGGAUCAGCUUCAAAUUAUAAUAAGUAAAUCAACAACUGCAGAUUUAUUGAAAAUGUUCUAUAAAUUGGACGAGUUUUUCAGCCAACAAUUUAGGAGUAGUAAAAGAGUUUUUAGCUCACUGCAACCGAGGCAUCAAAGAAUAAAUAAUACUAGUUUCAAACGAAAGCAACAGAAAAAGAGAACCACUCUUGAAGGCCCAUGGACAUUGAAUCAAGCUGCAGUAUCAGAUGCACGACAUCAUAGACACUGGCAACGUGUGUUAUCUCAGGUUGCCGGUCUUCAACUUGGGACCUUAAGGUUUUCCCUACCUUUUAAUGGUACAGUUCUAGGAGGGACAAUGGAACUACAUGGUUGUAACAUUAGCUUAGCCUGCUUCCACGGUAUCAAUUUCAAGAGUAAAAGUUGGGCGUUGUUUUCACUGAAAGAACCCUGUAUUAGCUUCGCCACUGAAGCACAAGAGAUACCAAAUGUAGAGUCACCAGACACCUGCGAUGUACAUGUUGUACAAACGCUGACUAUAAGUCUUGGCCAACAACAGCAAGAACAACAUGCCAGGCAUCAUUCUAUGGCAACCGUAUGCAGACUAAGUCGCAGUGUUUUAUUUCCUCCACAAUUUAAAUCCCUACAAGAGUGGUUCCACUAUGCCUUCGCCAAUAGCGAAAUAGAUGGAGUCGACAGAUUUCCAUGUGUUGAAAGAGAAAGAACCGAUAGUACGUCUGAAAGUAAUAAUGCGCCAAGGGGUAGAAGUACUUCAACAACAUCUGGAAAAAUGCAAGAACAUUCUCACACUAGGGAAGUUAUAUUUGCCUUACCAUCCUUACAACUGCAUCUGAAAACUGAGCAUUUGCAAAGUGCUAGAACUCCAGAUGUGAUUGGACUACCUAAGCAUAUUUUGUAUAGUGAGAAGCCACUGGUGGAAUGUAGUUUCAUUACUGAAUUUGAGGAUCAUAUAUUCGUGACUGUUGACGCCGAGGCCUUCUUUUUUCUACACGACCUUAUUACCUCUUACGUGAAAGAAAAGGAGAGAGUGCACGCAAUGCAGGGCGCCAGAGCAUACAGUCCAGACCCGCAAGAGAGACGGAACGCCAAUUUAAAUACUUCUAAUGCCUCGACAACAUCGGCUGUAACUACUGAAGAUGAACGAAAACGAAAGCAAUUUGACCCUGCCGAAAUGUUCAUUAAGGAUUGGAGAUCGUACAGAUGCAAAACAUGGCACUUGGAGCCUACUGUUAGACUAUUAUCAUGGGCUGGGAAAAGCAUAGAGCCUUACGGUAUUGAUUACAUAUUACAAAAACUGGGAUUCGCUCAUGCACGAACAACAAUUCCAAAGUGGAUUCAGCGCGGAUUUAUGGAUCCCUUGGAUAAAGUACUAGCUGUACUGAUGAUACGAAUGGUUUUGGCUGUCCGUGAAGACACACCCGAUGAAAAGGAUCGUAAAAAAGAAAAAUAAGAUUCAAAUAAAGCAAAUAUUACUCUUUAUUAUUUUUAUUACUACUGUUCAUUACAAUAACAAGAAGUUUUUGCAAUUUGAAAUUCAGUAUCCACACUUCUAGUUAUGAAAGCAUUAAAUUCAAAUAUUGUAGAAUACUUUCACGUUUCUACAGACAUAGCUUCAACGAAAAACUUGAUUAAAACGUGUGUAUACCAAAUUUACGAUAAGUCAGAAGUAGAAUACAGAAAUGACUUAGUGAAAUGUAACGUAAGUUGAGAAUGGGGAUGUUUGUAUCAGAGAUAAUUACAUAACGUUUUCCCAUUUGUAGUUUUACUCAAAGUUAUGGAAUUGAAUUAGAAUUCUAUACCUGCUAUACAUAUGCUGUUGUAUAUAAUACGUAGAGAUUUGAAUAUUAAGAUCAUUAUAAUUGACGUUUUCUAAAACAAUUAUUAAGAGUAUCAUUUAUUAUGUGCAGCUGUACACCGAUCAAUAAUCUGUAUUUUUUCUUCAUGUUAUAUACAUGUCUGAUGGUUUAUAUAAUCUUUCUGAUAUCCAAAUAGGUCAGAUUAUGUAUAUCUCUUUGCAGAUUGUAACACAAGUUUUUUUAUACUCACAUUUCGAUUGUACUUUGAGAUUCUGGCCUAGACGAUCAGUUACUCUAAAUAAAUGAAACGUAGGAGUACGUUUGUGACGUCACAGUUAUGGGCACCAUUAACAGUUUUAUUGUUUGGGUUGUACCGAAAGAAGAGUUCAAUAAUGAGAGAUAUUUCAGAUUGCUUUACAGAUAAGCGAGCUAGCGGUUUGAUAUUUAUAAAUUUCAUAUAUUUUUGGCAAAAAGGAUGAUGCGAAUCAAAUUUCUUCACUAUUUAAAGAGUUCACAACUAUGUAUUAAUUCACAUCAACUAAACCAAAGUCUCAAAGUUCAAGAUUCUCUUUUGUUAUUGUAAUUGUAAUAGGCUAUAAAAUGAAAAAAAAAUCCGUUAAAGUAUGUACUGUUAGUUUUUGUACCUCUUGAAUAACUAAAUGACACGAUGCGAUUCGUGAAUCAAAUUGAUAUUAAGUUAGAAGCAGCUUAUUCGACAUUAGUUACAUUCCACAAAAUGUCAGCUGAUCUAUCUUACAAACCUUAUGUUGAGGAACGGUUUUCAAUCCAUAAUCAAGUACAAAUCUCUGCAGCUGCUAUCACGGCUUUACGGCUUUCUCAGAAAUCCAAGCCAUGCAAGUUUUCAUGAUGUAAUUUAUAUUAUUUAUGGAGAUUUGCCAUUCAAUUUGGGGAUAAUAUUUUACGGUGAUUCCAUUAGGGAAAGGCCACUUUGGACUCCAAUUAAUAAACCGAAAAUAAGCAGAAGCCGUAUUGGACACAGACCGAUUAGAUACCAAUAUGUAUUGGAGACAGCCCAAUUGAACACCAGCUGUGUUACGGGCAGGGCCCCAUCAAGCCCCAAGGAUUGAAUAAACGUAUUUAAAUGCUUGAUUAAAACAAAAAUUGUCAGACGUGAAAAAGUAAUGCUGACGUCCCAUUUUUAGACCGAUGCGGAAAACGAAAGACCCUCCUGUCUGAAGUCUGAAAAUGGGACUGCAACAUUAAUUUUCUAAGUCUGAAAAUUUCAGUAUUAAUCGAGCAUUCAAAUAUAUUUAUUCAAUUUUUGAGGUCUGAUGAGGCUGUACUCACAACUACGCUGGUGUUCAAUCGGAAUUGUGUCGAAUAAAUCUUGGUGUCCAAUACAGCUUCCAAUUAAGUUUGAUAUCGAAUAAUGCCGGCGUCCAACCGGGGUUUACCCUUUUAUUAUAUUUGUUUCUUACACUCGUACUCGUAUCAGUACUUGCAAUAAGAUAACUGAACAAAAAUUUGACUCAUUCAAAGUCAAGUAAACGAAAUACCUAUGUGAACGACAAUUCAACGAAUCUUGAUACUGUGCUUUACUUUUUUAGUUAUAACAGUACAGUGCUUUGAGACCCAUAGUCGAAAUUGAAAAUAAAAAGAAACCCAUUAAUUCCACGUCUACUAUGUACAAAAAAAUUCACCAGUAGGGGAAAUACAAAGUAGAGAAUUAUAAUGAGAGCAAGGUACAUAUUCGAGUGAAGCUUAUACAUCACUCGAUGACGAUAAUUUCAUCCAUGUACAAAUGGGAUUUGGGUUGUAAUAAUUCCAUUAUUAAUUGUUUUCUUACGAAUCAGUUAACGUAGCGGAUACACAUUGACCGUGAAUUAUGAAACAAGAUAAACUCAUUGUACAGAUUCAUGUAUUUUUUUUUAGUAUUCUAGUUGUAUGCUCCAGAUUAAUUUUAUAAUUGUCUUAAUAUGUACAAAAUGUAAAUUUUCACUUAUUUAUAAAUUUGUAUCAUAUAAUAGAAGUCAUCAUUAUUUAUUGUUAUUGUUGUGAUAACAAUACCAAAAUUAUAAUAAAUGGACACAUUAUAUAUAUAUAUGUGCAGCAAAUACUGAGAUCGAAGUAUUGGACAUUCAAUGCUUGAAUUAUCCCUAGACCGAAAGGUAAAUUAUAUAUGUGUCGAUGAUCUCUUAAUUAUUUUACUUCACGUAAGACUUGUGAAUGAUUAGUGUGCUGUUAAUGCGUAGUAGAUAUUAGCAUUAACCUAUCAUUUUGGAAAUAACGUGGAAUUCGGCGAGGAGAGUAUAGAUUGAUUGAGCAAUAACCAAUGAACAAAUGUUUACUCCUAGAGCAGUAUCAUUUAUUCUGCUAUGAGUACAAUAAUACAAUUUUCGUAUCAUAGAUUUGUAAUGAUAACAUGUUUAUUAUUAUAUUACUGAAUAUGUUUGCUUUGCAUAUAUAUACACACUCACACAUAUAUAAAUGUCUGGAUGUGUGUGUAUAUAAUAAUUCAUAUUUAUAUAAUGAAAUAUACAUUACACUGUAUAUCUUAAUAAUAGUUAACAUUAAUUUAUAUUAGCCUUUCAAUAUCUACUGUGACAGGAAGUUUCAAGACUAGCAAAGUAGGUAUUUGUUUUUUAUACAAAAAAAUGACGGUUUGCUGUAAAACAGGAUUAGUAUAAAAAUUAACAAAAUUACCCUUCAUUUUUUAUAGAGAAUCAAUUAGAAAUAUAUCGAAUGCGUCAAGGCAAUAGUUGCUUUAUUAAAUGUGCUAUCAAAUUAUGGAGCAAAACAAUAUUUACUUGUAUACUUAUUUACCGUGAAAAUCAAACCACAGAUUUUCUAUUUUUAAUUCUUGAAUGUGAAUAUCUUUGAAAUUACAACGUUUUUCACACAUAUUUCUUUAAAUUCAUAUUCAUUACAGAAAGUGAUUGAAUAGUUGAUUACGAUUGGAACUAUCAGGUUGGAUAAAUUCAUACGUAUAGUUUCUACGAUUGAAGCACACAUUGUUACUUAUUUAAAUAACACGAAAUUGAUCUAUUUUUUCCAUCCAUACUUUACAUCUACAACUUAAGUAACGAUAAAUACGUUUUACUAAUUCUCAAAGUAAAUAUGAUUUGGCGAACAUAAGAAAAAACGUUCAGAAUUUACGACACUGAAAUGUGCUGUUAUAAGCGAAGUUUAAUAGAACUUUUUUGACGAAAAAUAUGUGUUCAAUUCGGAACAGGCGUUCUUAUAUAUUACAUUUAUCACUUGAGACUUAGUUUUAAGCUAAAGAACGCUACAGGAUUGCGUGAGAUUGCAAAUUUCAAGACAAUCUAGCACUCCGAAUCAUUGUACGGAAUUACUUUUAUAAAUAAGCUGGCGAUAAUGAAAAAUCCGCAAAAAUAAUAUCGGACGCGUAUCUUGCUUUCAAUGUCACUUUAUCAAACCCAAUCAAUGUAUUCAAUUAAAAGACUAUCCACUUUCUCCGGUACAAAAUUUGCUACAGUUAUCGCAACUCUGAUCAAAUAUAUGUACAAGAUUUUAGAAAGGUAACCGGUUUAAUUUGGUUUAACGGUUGAAAAUAUUUGUUUACGAGAUUGUUUGUGUAAAAUAAUAUAGGUAGAUCAAUAUGGAUUUUUUUAAUGAGAUCCAAUUAUAUAACGAACUAGGCAAUUCAGGAUUUGACUUCCAUCUUGACAGAGAUAGUAUAUGUGUGAGAAGGUAUAUUAAGUAUAUUUAGGGCAAACAUCGUUUACCACAGUAAUGAAUAUUGAAAUUGUAAUAAAGUAUUAUACAAUUCAGAUGAUACAAUACUUUCAAUACUACAUGAGGCUAUAACAGAAGCCUUAACUUAACUUAUUAUUAUUAAAUUACUUCAUAUUACAGUUUGAAUCAUAUAAUUUAUGUAAUAUAUUACUAACGUGUAUGUACAAACCACUAGUGUCUAUAACUUAAAGACUAAACAUUUCUAUCAUUACGGUUAGUUUGUAGUUUGCAAAUUCAGUUGCUAAUGAAUAAUAAAUUUACAUAUGGGCCACAAUGAUGGAGAAAUAGUACAAAUAUUAUCUAACUGCAAAGUCGAAUUUAUUCACAGCUUUGCUAGUCUACUUGAUUCGUUGAAACAAGCUAUCCGCUAAAAUUGCAUCUUGUAAUUCUUCACAGGUAAUUUUAAUUCAAUAUCGAAUUAUUUGGAAUAAGAAAAUGUAUAAAUGCAUAUUUUUGACAAAUAAGUAUUAUGUUUCAUUUAUAAAAUUUUGAGAGUUGCAGUUUGCAUAACUUUUUGGCUAUAAUUCAUGUAGUCUCCGAAGAAUACUAUCAGACAUUGAAGCACUGAUUUAUAAAUUUUCCAAUUCAUACUGAUUGCGAUUAUACCGUACUUGCACUUGCACUGUGUUUGGUUCGAGAUAUAAUUAACAUGUACUUCCUUAUAUUUAUCGCUUAUCAUAGAAAAACGAUGAUGAUGAUGAUGAUGAUGAUGAUGAUGACGACGACGAUGCGGACGACAACGAUGAUGAUAAUGAUAAUAAUUAUGAAAAUAAUAAUAACAGAACAGUUUUAAUUCACAGGUCAAAAUCAUAAAUACACCACGAAACAACUUAAAAGUUAAAGACUUAUAACUUAUAUAACAGUGAAAAAAUGUACAAAUGUGUGUUCUAAUAUUUUCAUACUACACAGUAGAAUACAAAAAUGGAAUAAGUAGACUCAUAUACUUUGUUCUGAAUAUGAUGAAUCUUAGAGAAACGGUUCUUUCACUACUUUGUAUGAAAACCUCUAAUAAUAUUAUAUAACACUUGAUUUCUACUAUAUAACUUUUGGAACUAUUUAAUUAUUUUAUAGUAUAACAGAUUUUUUUAAAUACUAUAAAAUACUUUGAAUAAUCAAUUGUAGCUUACUACCCAGUAAUAUGUAUUUUUCAUGUCCAUCAAUUUUCAACAAGUAUAUCAGAAAUAUUUUUACAUAGUCUCUAUGUACGGACGUGUCCAUCUACAUUCACGUGUUUCUCUCUUAACAAUGAAUUAUGAAAUUUUUGCAUACUCAAUCAUCAGUUUAGGUACUGCUUGGACGGCAGAAAAUAUUGUGUGUUCGUUAAAUAACAAAUACAUAAAACAUAUCGAAAUCAAGUUUUUCUUUUUACGUUUCAUGUGAAUAACACCCAUCAGACAGUAUUUUAUUUCUCGAGAUUCGAUCA